AGAUUGCUUAUAGCAGCGCUACAAGUCGUGGUGCCGGAGUAUAACCAGCUCAGUCUGACCGCGUGAGGAGACGAGUGUGGCGUGUUCAGUUACGAUGCUCUGGCUGUACCUGGUGCUGUGUGUCACAUCGGUCCUCGGGAAGAACACUCCAUCUGUCGCAGUAGCGCCGACAGUGAGGCUCAGAGAUGGGAACCUCAUGCCGCGCCUGGGUCUCGGCACCUGGCUUGGGUUCAUCAAAAUGGGUCCUGAGGAGGAAGUCCGUGGUGCUGUGGAAGCAGCCAUCGACGCGGGCUAUAGGCUCAUCGACACGGCCAACAUUUACAUCACAGAGGAACAAGUGGCGCUGGGGAUGAAGAAAAAGUUAGAUGAAGGUGUUGUUAAAAGAGAGGAGAUGUUCAUCACCACUAAGCUGUGGAACGACGCCCAUCGUUACGAAGCCGUGCUACCAGCGCUGAAGAACUCUCUCCAGAAGCUAGAGCUGGAGUAUGUCGACCUCUACCUCAUACACUUCCCUAUUGCCAUCGAUUCUAAUGGAUCCGUCGUCGACGUAGACUACUUAGAGACCUGGCGCGGCAUGAUAGAGGUCCAAAGGCAAGGUCUCACGAACUCCAUCGGAGUUUCUAACUUUAACAUCUCGCAGCUGCAAAGGUUGAUUGAACAAACGGGCGUCACCCCAGCAGUUCUUCAGGUUGAGGUUAACCUUAACAUCCAACAACCUGAACUGCUGGAAUUCUGCAAGGCCCACAACAUCGUCGUCAUGGGCUACACUCCCUUCGGAUCCAUCUUCCCCCAGAAGGCCGCUGAGAGCGCUCCUCCCCCGAGGGUUGAUGACGAGGAGCUCGUCCAUAUAGCUAAGAAAUACAACAAGACCGUCCCUCAAGUGGUGCUCAGAUACCUGUUCGAAUUAGGAGUGGUGCCGAUCCCUAAAUCCGUGAAGAAGAAUCGAGUGGAGGAGAACAUUGACAUCUUCGACUUUGAGCUGACUCCAGAGGAGAGGAACCUCCUCAAGAGUUACGACGCCAACUAUAAGAUUGUGAACGUUGCUUUGUGGAAGGACUCUCCGUACUAUCCGUUUUGAAAAAUGAAUUAAUUACGAAAUAAUUUUCAUAACUUUAGAAAAUUUCUUGAUUUCAAAUAAAAAAAUUUAAGCAAGUUG
Molecule: messenger RNA, 1156 nt
Organism: Danaus plexippus (monarch butterfly)
Lineage: Eukaryota; Metazoa; Arthropoda; Insecta; Lepidoptera; Nymphalidae
Product: aldo-keto reductase AKR2E4-like
Exons: 8
Coding region: 95-1078 (327 amino acids)
Cellular component (GO): cytosol
Molecular function (GO): aldose reductase (NADPH) activity
Source: RefSeq, a predicted model, not a curated record